AGGCCAGGUGCGCGGGGAGUGCCCGAGGGUGCGCGUUAUUGCUCCGGCUUCUUGCUGCCGUCCUUCUUCCGAGGGUCUGGUGGUUGGUGGUGGGCUGUGGUGGCUUGGAUCAGCUUGGGCCAGCGGCAAUUGGGGUUCAGCAGCACGGCGGGGGGCCCCGUCAGCACGAGACCCCCUGACACGUAACGAUGGGGAGACCCAGGAAGGAGCCCACCAGCACAUCAUCCCCUCGGCCAGCCACCGCCGCCCCCAAAACCGCCCCCGCCGCCCCACCGCCUUCUGCCUCAGCCACCCAGGCCAAGGCCACGGCCGUGGGCAGCCGAUCCAGGAACGCUCCAGCUGCCGGCCCCGGCCGGGGGGCAAAGCCAGACUCCUCUCAACUGAGACCCACAGCAUCCCGUGGGGCAAAGCCAGACUCCUCUCAACCGAGACCCACAGCAUCCCGUGGGGCAAAGUCAGACACCUCUCAGCCGAGACCCACAGCAUCCCGUGGAGAAAAGUCAGACUCCUCUCAACUGAGACCCACAGCAUCCCGUGGAGAAAAGUCAGACUCCUCUCAGCCAAGACCCACAGAAUCCCGUGGAGAAAAGUCAGACUCCUCUCAGCCAAGACCCACAGCAUCCCGUGGGGCAAAGUCAGACUCCUCUCAGCCAAGACCCACAGCAUCCCGUGGAGAAAAGUUAGACUCCUCUCAGCCAAGACCCACAGCAUCCCGUGGAGCCCGAGGAGAUGCCGGGGGCGAGCACUCAGCAUCCGCCGGGAGUUGCUCUGCAACCCAGAAGAAGUCACCUGGUGCCAAAGGAGCCGCCGGUCCGGCCAGAUCUGACCCACGGCCACAGAAGCAGCAGCCCGAGGCUGAGCUGAGUGGGGCCUGGGGCCAGCUCCUGCCCCCCCUGGAGAGCCAGGACAUCGCACGGGUGGAGAAGGAAACGCGGGGCCAGCGGAGCAACCCCAAGUGGUACGAGUGGCGGCAGAACCGCAUCACCGCCUCCGUGGCCCCCAGGAUCUCCAACAGCAAGUUCGCCAAUGGCAGGACGGACGAGGUGCCCCAGUCUUACCUGAAAGCGGUGGUGAGCUCCAGCCCCGGGGUGCAGACGCCAGCCAUGGCCUGGGGGGUCCGCAGAGAGAAGGCGGCCGUGCAAGCCUACGAGCAGCUGAAGUCGCGGGCGGUGGGCACGCCGGUGCGGGUGGAGGACUGCGGCCUCUUCAUCCACCCGGAGAAGAACUGGAUGGCCGCCAGCCCGGACGGCAUCAUCAAGGAGGCGGCCACGGGGAAGGCCCUGGGGCUGCUGGAGGUGAAGUGUCCCUACAAGCACAGGAACAGGACGGUGCGCGAGGCGUGCAAGGACAAGGACUUCUGCCUGGAGGUGGACGGGGACUCGUAUGCCCUGAAGAAGGAUCAUGCCUACUUCACCCAGGUCCAGUGCCAGCUGGCGGCCGCCGGCUUCCAGCAGGCCGACUUCGUGGUGCACACCACCAAGGAGACGGCUGUGGUCCCCGUGGAGUUUGACACCGAGUUCUGGGGACAGACGGUGCCCAAGCUGGAGAAGUUUUACACGGAGGCGGUGAUUCCCCACCUGGAGGAGAAGGCAGACAGAUCCGUCUGGGCCAAGGAAGAGUAGACCCUCCUGCCUCGCUCACCCUGAUGCUCGCUUGGCUGUGCAAACCUGGCUUUGGCCCUUAGCAUAGAAUUUACGCCCAGUUUUGCUGCUGUUCUUGGACCAGUUGCUGCCUCUGCCCCAACGCAACUGUCUCGGGACUGACACAUUGUACCAGCAGGACCCUGCCUUGGUAAGGGUCCCCAUAAACGGUGACACCUCUUCCUGCCCCAGCCAGGCCAGCGCUUGGCCCCCAGUGCCUUCUUGUCCAGUCCCCCUCACUGCAUCCUCCAUUUGACCCAACAUCACUGCCUGACAGCUGGCACACCGCUGGAUCUGCAGGGGAAACCGGUCUGUGCUGGAAUAACACUUAUUUUGUGGAGAAAACUGGAUCCUUUGGCAGCUCAACUGCUGUCGAGACCAAACCAUAACUCUACUGGAGUGCGGACAGGGAAGGCUUGUCAGAGUCCAAGAGCAGAACACAGCUUUUGAGCUAAAUAGUGAUGUGCCUCUGGAGUCACAGCAAGGGUGCGUGGACACCCUUCCUCCCUGAACCAUCGGACCUGCUGCUUCUCUGGAGUAACCCACGAGGAGUUGGCUGCAGCCUCAGGAAGAUGGUUGAUCUCCUGAGGACCCUCCUGUGGAGCAUCGCUGUGUGCUGCAGCAGGGUGGGGAAGCAGUCAUCACUCUAGUAGAUCUCUAUUAAAUGCAAGAAUGCACUGGC
Molecule: messenger RNA, 2322 nt
Organism: Tyto alba (common barn owl)
Lineage: Eukaryota; Metazoa; Chordata; Aves; Strigiformes; Tytonidae
Product: flocculation protein FLO11-like
Exons: 2
Coding region: 189-1622 (477 amino acids)
Source: RefSeq, a predicted model, not a curated record